AUGUCUGGUGAGUCAGGCCAGCCUCAGGCUGGUCCCUCACAUGCUGGGCUCAAUUUGCCUAGCUUUGGGAGAAAUCAGGCUGGGGUCCCGGGAGGAGUGAUCCGACGGGCAGGCGCCCGGGGACCCAGGUCCUGGAUCCAAAAGGUUCUUGAGCAAAUAACGGGCUCACCUCGCCAGUGGGUCACUCCCUCAGAGGUGGUGCCUGUCACUGUGCUGGCCGUCCAAAGGUACCUGUUAGAGGAUGAGCCACGCGACACGGUGCCCAAGCCUCCUCUUUACUGCUAUGAUGUGACGAUCUCGGAUGGGGUGUACCAGGAGAAGUGCUACCUGGACCCGAGCUUGAACUCUCUCGUAUACCAAAAUAUUCUUAAAGUUGGCAUAGAAGUGAAAAUAACUAAAGUCUCGUGUCUUUACAACGAGAAAAGAUUAGGCCAGGGGAUUCUGUGCAUAGAUAACGUCCACUGUGGGGAUACGUUGGACAGAAUUUCUUUAGAAACUCCCUUCAGAAAUAGAGCACACGAGGAGAAACCAGAGAGGCCUUUAAGGGGUGGGCAGAGUCAUUAUCUGGCUCUGUGGAAUAACGAAGAUCCAUACGGAGAUAUCUGGCUAAACGACAAGCAACCUGAGGAGCACGAUUUUAGCGACACAAAAAUAAUUUCCCUUUCUCACCUUGAGAUGACCUGGACUAACAGAAGGAAUUUUCCUGCAUUGCUUGUAAGGAUCUUGCAUAAAUCAAAACUACGAUACUAUGGGAAACCUGAUAAAAAGAUGGUUGAACCAUACCAGACCUUUUUGGAAGUUGCUGACAGUUCAGGCAUGGUGUCGGUGAUUAUGUGGAAUGCUCUGUGUCCUGAGUGGUAUAAAAGUUUGCAGGUUGGUUUAGUUCUUCUGCUUCAAGAUUAUUCCAUUAAGAAGAGUUACCCAUUCAGGGUGCAGCCUCUCCCUGUGGAUCCAGAGACCAAACUAAUUUCUACAAUGGAAAUCUGUCUGAACCUUCGAGAUCCUCCAACUAAUAUAAUCAUCAUUCCAGAAAGGCAGGUGAAAUCAGAAUGGAGAUUGCCAAUAUUAAAUCACCGAUUUGUCACAAGAUCAGAACUAGAUGAUAUACCAGAAAAUCAUAUCUGCGAUGUUAUUGGAAUUUUAGUUUUUGUAGGAAGAGUCCAGCGGUCAAAAAAGAAAGAAAACCGUGAAGAUUUUUGGUCUUAUCGCUGGAUUCACAUUGCUGACGGGACUUCAGAGCAACCAUUUAUAGUGGAACUGUUUUCUACAUCUCAGCCAGAAAUCUUUGAAAAUAUCUACCCAAUGACAUAUUUUGUGUGUACACAGCUGAAAGUUGUCAGAAAUGACACUCGGAUACCUAAACUGCUUUACCUUACCACUACAAAUGAAAGUCGAGUGUUUAUUACUGGUCAUAGAGGCCAGCCGUAUACCUACGAAUCCAAGGUAAAAAACUUUAUUCAGUGGAUUAAAACAAAGACUGAUUCUGAGGGAGUGAAGAAUACUGUUAUUGGUGGAUAUUAUCCCUAUCCACCAGUGCCGGAGACAUUUUCCAAGUAUAGUAGUUCUGUUAAAGUUGAGUCGCUCUUGACAGCUCUAAGUGAAGUGAGGAAGGAGAUUGAAGGCUUGCAGUAUAGGGAACAAAAGCGCAUUGCAAUUCAGGGGAUAAUUACUGUUAUAAAGUAUAUUCCCCCGAGUGGUGCAACUGAGAGUGCCUCAGCAUCAGAAACACUCCGGAAUGCUAACCAACCCUCCACAUCCCAAGCAGCUAGAAGAGAAAGUGAAAGUCAGAAAAGAGAUGGUCAACAGCAUCAAGAUGACAGGCCUAUGAGUUCUCAGUGUUUUCAAACUACAUCUGCAUGUUUGUGUCCAAGCAAGAAAAAAAUAAUUCUUCAAGGCCCAUAUGCUAAACCAGUUGCUGUACCUCAGCCAAACACUUCUGCACAAACAAAAGGAAAUAAACCAGGCAUGCCAAGCAUCUUCCAAUAUCAAGAAAGCACAAGUGUUAGAACCCAAGGGAGAGCCAGAAAAAAUAUAAGCGAUAGGUGGGAGAGUCAGCUGUGGAGAGAGAAAAAGUUUGGCUUCAAAAAUCACCUACAUUACAGCCAUGUUUAUCCUGAAAGUAUUCCACGGAAAUUUAUUUUUGAACACAGAAAAUUUCUUACCGAGCAGUAUAAUUCUCAGCCUUCCAAAUACAUACCACCAGAAGGAAGGCCCCUAAAACUUGAUGAUUUUAACAGUGCUCGAAGCCUUGGACAUUUUGAAGUAACCAUCUUAGGUCUGAACCAUGAUAUAGCAAUUGACGUUGCAUUUCUGCCCAUGUAUUGUCCAGAAGAUCUCCGGACAUCUCAAGUAGACACAUUGUUAACCUGCAUGAAUUACAGCUGUGUAUAUCCACAGGAAGUAACUGCCAAUGACCAACUUUCAGGUUCGAGAGCACUUGCAGGUGAUAUUAUAAAAGCAGUAACUGAACUGGAUAGAGUACAUAUCAUCGGUAUCUUGGAUAUCUGUAAUUUGGGUAACAACAAAGUGGAAGUCUAUUUGCAGAAAAUUUAUAGUCCAGAGAAUACUUCUUAA
This is a messenger RNA of Cynocephalus volans (Philippine flying lemur), 2574 nucleotides long. RefSeq names its product RPA1 related single stranded DNA binding protein, X-linked (gene RADX). The coding region runs from base 1 to 2574 and encodes 857 amino acids. The record is from RefSeq and is a predicted model, not a curated record. The transcript is spliced from 14 exons. Gene Ontology annotation, cellular component: replication fork. NCBI's taxonomy places the organism in Eukaryota, Metazoa, Chordata, Mammalia, Dermoptera, Cynocephalidae. Gene Ontology annotation, biological process: regulation of DNA repair. Gene Ontology annotation, molecular function: single-stranded DNA binding.